AAACAAUACAGCGAUCGCAGGCUAGGCUAAUAAGCUGAGCUGAAACAAAGAAUCCAAAGCGGGUCUUUCAAACAUAGAUUUGCUAUCGUAAUGGACACGAUGGAAGUUUUCAAGACUAGGCGAGGAAAAUACUGUGUUUCCUUCCGAGGAUACACUUACACCGAACGGAGCAGAGGCAAUGGAAAUAUUUAUUGGAGGUGCCGGAACCGGAAGACUUGCUCGGGCACACUAGUCACACGAGCCACAUCGGUCUCGGGCAGCUACCCCGAGCCCGGCGAGAAAAUCCCCCACUCUCACCCGCCUAACGUGGAUGCCGUGGCGGUGGCACGGGUGCAGUCAGUGAUAAAUGAACGAGCAAGAUCAGAACUGACGAGUGUUCCAGAUAUUUACAAACAGGAACAAAUGAGGCUGCUCCUGGAAAACGAGAGUGCUGCAGCAGUCCUUCCAACUUUCAGAUCCAUGGCAAGUGGUGCUUACAGAUCCAGAAAGAAGUCCCUCCCAACACAACUCACCAGGCUCAAUGACACUGCAGCAGAUCAGCAUUUUCAAAUGAGUGGUAAGCUGUGGGGAGGGCGUUUCACUGGCGACACAGACCCCGUCAUGGAGAAGUUCAACGCCUCCAUUGAAUUUGACAAGCGAAUGUGGAAGGCUGACAUAGUGGGCAGCCAAGCUUAUGUCAAGGCCAUCUGCAAGGUCGGUCUGGUCACAGAGGAGGAGAGGGACUUAAUCGAUGAUGGGCUUACUAAGGUAGCACAGGAGUGGGAGAAGGGGGAGUUUACCAUUCAGCCUGGAGAUGAAGACAUUCACACUGCCAAUGAGAGGAGACUGAAAGAAUACAUUGGGUCAGUCGCAGGCAAACUACACACUGGCAGGAGCAGAAAUGACCAGUGUGCAACGGACAUGAGGCUGUGGCUGAGAGACAGUCUAGAAUGCAUGUACCCCAUGGUUAAGAACCUCAUCAAUGUAUUCAUACAGAGAGCGAGAGAGGAGGUAGAUGUUCUGAUGCCAGGAUACACUCAUAUGCAGAGAGCACAACCUAUCCGAUGGAGUCAUUGGCUUCUAAGCCACGCCACGGCUUUACAGAGGGAUGCUCAGAGACUGAAGGAGCUCCAAGCACGGGUUAAUGUUAUGCCCCUUGGAGGAGGUGCUCUUGCUGGAAAUCCAUUUAAUGUAGACAGAGAAUUCCUGGCAAAAGAGCUGAGAUUUGCGAGUCCUGCACCCAACAGCCUGGAUGGUACGAGUGGGCGUGACUUUGUCGCUGAGUUUCUCUUCUGGGCCUCUUUGACGAUGGUCCAUCUGAGUAAAGUCUCUGAAGAUCUCAUCCUCUAUUGCUCCAAGGAGUUCGGCUUUGUCAAACUAGCAGAUGCUUACAGUACUGGAAGUAGCCUGAUGCCUCAGAAGAAGAAUGCAGACAGUCUUGAGCUUAUCAGAGGAAAGACAGGAAGAGUCUUUGGCAAGUGUUCUGGAUUCCUGAUGACGAUGAAGGGCCUACCUAGUACAUACAACAAGGACCUCCAAGAAGACAAAGAGGCAAUGUUUGAUUCUUACGAUACCCUUACAGGUGUUAUUCAGGUAGCUACCGGUGUGAUCUCCACCUUGACCAUCAACCCAGAGACGAUGAGAGCAGCCCUCAGCCCAGAUAUGCUCUCGACCGAUCUGGCUUAUUACCUGGUUAGGAAAGGGGUUCCAUUCCGUGAAGCCCAUGGUCUAUCAGGAGAGUGUGUAGCCCUUGCAGAGCAGAAGACUUGUUCACUCACCGAUCUGACUUUGAAAGAUCUCCAGACCAUCCACCCAUUAUUUGAGGAAGAUGUUGUGGGUGUAUGGGACUAUGAGAACAGCGUUGAACAGUACACCAGCUCCGGAGGCACCAGCAAACAGUGUGUUUUGACGCAAGUUGAGCAGCUGGAACAGUGGAUCACGUCUCAUUAAACAUCUUGACGACAGUGAGGCACAUCCACAUAUGCUGCAGGGGUUCUUUAUGUGCUAAAUGAAUUGCAAGGGGAGAUGAUAAAAAGUAGCUUCGCUCAACAAAAGUCCUAUGCGUACUCACUUAGUCAUUUGUACGUGUGUUGUAAGAUACAAAAUAUGUGAAUCGCAGUAGCUUAUAAAGACGCUUCUAAAAAGGAGCGGUGUAAUGGGGCAUACCGUAUGUGAAUGGGCUUUAGACUUCCACCUUAGAUAAAGACUCUUUGAUGUAAUCUGCAAAUUGUGUUGAAGAAUUUCCUUUGGACUAGGGACAGCUAUGUUUACCUUCUUUGAGAAGAUUUUGUACUUUGCGUAGGUGUUGGAUAUAUUUUAUGACAAAAACAAUUGACCCAACUGCUCAACACAUCUAAACAACUCGUCUUGAUUUGUAAUUCUUAAAAGAAAACUUCUAUUUAGGUAUUCUUGUAAUACUUUUAAAGAACUUUCCAUUUAAGGAAAAAAGAACAAGUUAGUGGGAGCCAUUACUGUUGUGUCAUUAAUAGUCAUCAUGUUGUAGUUUAAUUUUAAUGUGUUUUGCUCUAGUUUAGCCAUCUCUCUCACUCUCUUUUCUUUUCUCACCUCUCCUACAUUUUCUCUUUCUCUCUCCCCCAUAUUCUCCACACCUGCCAGACCCUAUCAAAACAAACUAUUCACUGACCCACUUGCUCUAUCCCAUUAUGCGUUCCAACUCUUUUACUCUCCCAGUGAUAACAUUUCCAAUACAAAUGCAUCUUUAUUUUCCCUUCCAAUAUUUUCUCAACCUUGAGUUUCUUCUUUCGACCAGAAUCCGAGGUAGUCAUUCUUCUCAUCAUCCAUGAUUCAUCUUUUCCUUGUUUGAAUGCAUACCAUUCUAUUUCUUGCCAUGGCUGCCUCUUGCAAUCUUCUAUUUGAAUAUGCUUAUUCUUAUUUUUUGGGUAGCUGUUAUCCUGAACAAUAUUGGCCAACAAUGAUUUGAAGGGUUCUAUUGAAUCAGUUACAUACUUUGGUUCUGCUAUUUUGUACUAAAUGAGGAAGGAAUUGGACGUGUUAUUAAUGCUGCUAGUAGUUUACAUUUGUCAUACCUACAUGUACAGGUAGAAACAAAACAAAGUGCAUAUAUAUUUCUGAAAUAUUAAAAGUAUUCUCUCCAUGUGUCUUAUAUUGAAUUGAUGAUGUACAAUAAAUAAUUAGUUUAAAAAUUUAUUUUAAAAAAGAACGGCCAAGAACUUAAGUUUGGUAUCCAAAAGCAAGUUUGCACUAUCCGAUCUUCUCCAGUUCAUGCAGGUUUGGGUUAAUUAAAACAUUAUAUGUAGCAUAUAUUUCUGAAAUGCCAAAAUUACUUUACGUAAAUUACGUUCAAGGAGUUGAGUUGACAGCCCAUGAAUGAAAAA
This is a messenger RNA of Strongylocentrotus purpuratus (purple sea urchin), 3335 nucleotides long. It is a transcript of the gene asl, whose product is annotated as argininosuccinate lyase. The transcript is spliced from 15 exons. Bases 91 to 1929 code for a protein of 612 amino acids. Gene Ontology annotation, cellular component: cytosol. Gene Ontology annotation, molecular function: argininosuccinate lyase activity. The record is from RefSeq and is a predicted model, not a curated record. Lineage: Eukaryota; Metazoa; Echinodermata; Echinoidea; Camarodonta; Strongylocentrotidae.